AUGGCAGCAGGGCCAUUGAAGAUCAACGGAGAAGAGAGAAGGGUUCGCCCCCAGCGCUGGCCUGUGCUUCGAGGGUGGCGCGCUGUGCCUGGAGAAGAGAGGCGGUUGUUGAGUGGGAACAUAAGUGGUUCAUCGCUGCAGUUGAAGCAUCUCCGGCGCUUAGACUUGAGUUGCAAUGAUUUUGGAGGACUUAAAAUUCCAGACUUCUUUGGUUCCCUUGCUUCUCUCACACAUCUUAACCUGUCUACGGUAGGAUUUGGUGGCUCCAUUCCACCUCAGAUUGGGAAUCUUUCAAGUUUGCGUUAUCUUGAUCUUGGCUGCAAUUCUAUUGCUUUUUCGGAUGGAAAUAAUAAUGAUUUGUACGUUACUUUAGAUGACGUAAGAUGGAUUUCUCAUCUCACCUCAAUUGAGUUUCUAGACAUGAGUUUUGUGGAUCUCAGCCAGGCAUCCAGUAAUUGGCUACGGGUGAUGAGCAUGCUCCCUUCCUUAUCCUCUUUACACUUGAUUAAUUGUUCGCUGGGUAACACUCUUCCACUUUCUCAUGUCAAUUUUUCUUCUCUUUCCACCCUUGAUCUCUCCUUUAACCUCUUCGAUUCUUUAAUAUUUGGCUGCCUCUCCGGUCUUCCAUCUCUUCUUUCACUCACUCUGCGCGGCUCCAAUUUCGUAGGGGGUUCAAUUCCUGUCUCUCUACAAAACAUGACAACUCGUCAAAUGCUUGAUCUCUAUUAUUGUGAAUUCAACUAUACAAUACCAGAAUGGCUUUGUGUACGAAAGCAUGAAACUCGGAUAUCAUAA
This is a messenger RNA of Malania oleifera, 795 nucleotides long. RefSeq names its product receptor-like protein EIX1. The coding region runs from base 1 to 795 and encodes 264 amino acids. Lineage: Eukaryota; Viridiplantae; Streptophyta; Magnoliopsida; Santalales; Ximeniaceae. The transcript has 2 exons. The record is from RefSeq and is a predicted model, not a curated record. Gene Ontology annotation, molecular function: protein binding.